AGUCGCAUCAGCGCACAUUCACACAGAGGAGCUUCACAGACCGGCGAGAUGUGGCGGAUAGUGGAGCUCGUGGCGUGUUUGCUUAUGAUGUCCAGUCAUGUAUCAUCUCAGAGCAAGAUCUUCGGGGAGGAACAAGUCCGCAUGACAUCAGAGGGGUCCGACUGCCGCUGUAAGUGCAUCAUGAGGCCUUUGACCCGGGACGCAUGCGCUCGCUUGCGGACAGGAAGUGUGCGUGUGGAGGAUUUUUACACGGUGGAGACAGUGAGUUCCGGAGCUGACUGUAAGUGCUCCUGCACGGCUCCGCCCUCCUCUCUCAACCCCUGCGAGAACGAAUGGAAGAUGGAAAAACUCAAGAAACAGGCGCCAGAACUGCUCAAGCUGCAGUCCAUGGUGGACCUUCUGGAAGGUACUCUCUUCAGUAUGGACCUUCUCAAAGUUCACUCGUACAUCAAUAAGGUGGUGUCUCAAAUGAAUAACCUAGAAGAGAUGAUAAAGAUGAAUCUCUCUCGGGAGAAUGACUUUGUGAGAGACAGUGUGGCGACUCUGACCAAUCAACUACGGCAGUACGAGAACCAUUCUGACAUCAUGAUGAGCAUAAAGAAAGAACUGUCCAGUCUGGGCCUUCAGCUGCUGCAGAAAGACCCCACCGCCUCGGGCCCUAAAAGCAAAGCUCAGGACACACUGGGGACAAAUAUCAAAGAUGCUUCAAAGUUUCCGGCAAAGAAACCAGAAAAGGGGAAACCUCCACCAAAGCCAGUGAAGGAAAAGCCAGCCAAGCCGAAGAAAGAGACCGCAAAACCAAACAAAGCUGGUAAACCAGAGCAAACAGAACUGCCCAGUAAAACCAAACCAUCACAGAACCAGCCAGGACUAAUCCGAGGAAUCACAUACUACAAAGCCACCAAAACUGAUGAGACAGGCAACCAAAGAGAGAGACCUGAUGAAACGGACACGUUGCUUGAGGUAGAGGUAGAGGAAGAGCAAAGUACCAUAUUUCCUGACACCUUGACGACAGAGACAAGCCCAGUACCCAUGACAGUAGCAACAACCACUCCUCCCACAACAACAACAACAACCCAGAGGACGACUACAACUAGCAGAACAAUAUUCAGAGAGGAGCGACCAGCUCCAACCAUUGCACUCGUGCUGGACAACACCAGCAACAACUCAUACUCCGCAGUUAAAGAGCACAGCUGUGAAGGGACGCUGGCCUCCAUCGAGCUGCCGGUCAAACAGCACAGUUACGGCAGGAAUGAGGGCGCAUGGAUGAAGGAUCCUGCCGCCAAGGACUCCAAAAUCUACGUCACCAACUAUUAUUACGGCAACAACCUUGUGGAGUUCCGGAACUUGGACAACUUUAAACAGGGCCGUUGGAGUAACCUGUACAAGCUGCCUUAUAACUGGAUCGGAACGGGUCAUGUGGUGUACAGAGGAGGGUUUUACUAUAACCGUGCCUUCACAAAGAACAUCAUCAAAUACGACAUUAAGCAACGGUUUGUAGCCGCCUGGGCUCAGCUCCACGACGUCGUCUACGAAGACACCACACCUUGGAAGUGGAAAGGCCACUCUGAUAUCGACUUCGCCGUGGACGAGAGCGGACUUUGGGUCAUCUACCCAUCUGCUGACUAUGACUACGGACAGGCCGAGGUCAUUGUAGUCAGUAAACUAGAUCCCAGUGACCUGUCUGUCAAAAAGGAGACCACGUGGAGGACGAGACUGCGAAGAAAUUCAUUCGGGAACUGCUUCAUAAUAUGCGGCGUACUGUACGCGGUGGACAUUUACAAUCAGCGAGAAGGGGAGGUUUCAUAUGCAUACGACACGCUAACGGGAGCCGAGGCGUCACCGCAUUUACCGUUCAUUAACGAAUACGGGUUCACCACACAAGUCGAUUACAACCCGAAAGAGAAGGUUCUGUACGCCUGGGACAAUGGACACCAGCUCACCUACAGCAUCAACUUUGUAGAGCAAGCAAAGAAAUGAAAUCAGACUUCAUUAAUCUUAUUUACUCAAAGCAAAAAGCCACUUCCUGACUGUAUCUGCCUCAUUGGUUUCACUGACAAAUGCUCUCUUGAAACGGUUCAUCGUCUCCUAAUGAGGUUUAAUAGACAUUUGUUUGAGAUUAUGUAAGAACAAAGGGGUUACAUAAACGCUGCUCUAGAAUUCACUAGAUCUAGAAUCCCAUCGUAUGAAAUCUAAAGGCCCUCUCACAGGAUUCAAGUCAAAAUUCCCAUUGCAUUAAACUGUGUGGAGCGAAGCUACUCCCAGCUUCCUGUUGUGCACAGGUUGACCCAUAUCACCUUUGACCAUUUUGAAUUGGCAUACAAUUACAUAUCACUCAAAGUUAACCAAUUUCAUCUUUCUUUCCACAUGCUGCUGGUAUUUUUAAGCAUGAUUAUUGGACAGUUUGUAUAACGUUCCUUUCUUUCUUGAUGCUUUAAACAGUACAGGAUAGUUUUUUUGUAUUUGCACAUAACACUUGUCCUAACGUCCAAUUAAGUUCUAAUAUGAUUCAUGUGAAUGGUUCUAAAGUAUUCACAAUUUACCCUUUGCAAGAAACCCAAUGCUGUAGCUACUGUACGUCCGAGAAAUCAUGUGGCUCAUGGACCAAUCGCGUCUUCCUCUUUACUAGUUAUAGCAUGAAGUACACAUGAAAGAAUAUCAGAAGGUAUCUUGUUUCUACCACAGAAAAAAUGCACACCAUUUUUCAAGUUAAAGUCCACUGACGUUAAUCUGCUCCCUUGUCUGUUUUUUUUGUCGGACAAAAAUGGGAGUUUCAGCAUUAUAAUUGGACAGAUCACGUCAAUCAAACUCCCUGCAAAAGGGUCAAUUACAACUUCUAGAAUUUUGAGUUCAUUUUAAUCUCUAUUAAAAAGACUUUACAAAUGUUUUUUAUAAUUUACACUGUCCUAACAAGGCAUCAUGCAAUAAAGCAACAUCAAACUAUAAAUAAAUUAUAAUAUUUUUUUAUAGAAUAAUAAUUACAUUUCAAUAAAAUUAAUAAAGUAAAAUAAAAAAUGUAACUAAAAAUUAAAAUUAAAAAUUAAACAAAAUUAUUAUAAAAAAAUGUAUUAUUGUUUUUAUGUAGUAAAAAAUAUAUUAAAAUCUUAAAACAUAACUCGAGAAGCAUCACUGCAUUCUGGAUUAGAACUGAAAUAAAAGUGUAUUUUGUCUUAGUAACAAAAAAAAACUAAGACAAAAAUACAUUUUAUAUUUAAAAUAAAUGUUUUUUGCUUUUCAAAUGAAUUGAUCUUGUUUAAAGGAUAGAUAUUUUAACAGGUAAAUUAGACAAAACAUAGAUUAAGAAAAUGAUUUCAAGCAGCAGACUCCUACCAUCCUGCUGGUGACAAAUGUCUAACGCAUCGCUCCUGGUUAGAAAUUGUGUAAAUCAUUAAGUUAAGAGUUUCGUGACUUGCUCUUCUUGAACACAAAUAAAGCUUGUCAUGCCAACAACACCAACAGCAUAACGUAACCUUCAUGUUUGAUGUACCUGUAAUGAUAUGUUAUAAACAUUAGCAUUCUGAAGGAAAACUGGUAUAUGUUUUCACAUCAAGAAUGUGUCUUCCAGUGUUUUGGCCCAUAUAGCCUCAGCUAACUGGUAAAGCAUGACAUCAUAAUGGAGAAAGAAUGCUUUGUGUGCUAAUGAGAGCUUAUGAUUAUGUUUGGGAGUCUCUUUAAUGACUGGGCAGGGUUAUGUAUAGAAUGUUUUUAACAGACAGGUCAUGCGAGGAAGGUCUGUGUGACGCAUGGGUACAGAUAUAUAUGUCGUAUUAUAUUUAGAAUGUUGAUUUAAAGCAGUUUGUCGUCCUUGUGCCCUCUGUAAAUAGCAGAAUAUUUUUUAUUUUGUUUUGACUGAGUUUUACAAACACAAUCUUCCCAAGAGGAGGAGAUUUCUUUAACGCAGCAUAUCAACUCUAAUUGGAUUUUGUUAAAUGUGCAUUUAGUAUUGUGAAAUAUAUUUCUAAACUGAUUAAAAAGACUGCUGGGAUGGAA
Molecule: messenger RNA, 3990 nt
Organism: Carassius auratus (goldfish)
Lineage: Eukaryota; Metazoa; Chordata; Actinopteri; Cypriniformes; Cyprinidae
Product: olfactomedin-like protein 2A
Exons: 8
Coding region: 49-1980 (643 amino acids)
Biological process (GO): signal transduction
Source: RefSeq, a predicted model, not a curated record